UGUUACUCCACGGUUGUCUACUUAUGAAAUAUCUACCCCUUGUUGUGUAUCAAUAGUUUGACGAUCUUCAAUGUGAAAGAUCCGAGAUAAGUUUUUAAGUGCUUGUAUAAAGGAUAACAAAGCUACCAAUGUGCGACAAUAAAAUGUAAUAUCCGACAGGUUGGCCUGAUGAUAAUCUCACAUAGUGCCCAGUAACCAGGGAUUCCACGAGAGUUCGCUCGUUCAAACACACAUUGGUGAUCUUCUUUAAACGCAAUAUAGCCCAUGAAUAUAGUUAUAUCUUUUUUUUUGAGAAGCGUAUUUUGAAGUGAAAUUAUUAAUGAGAAAUCUGUGAAAUAAAUUCAUAUUGAAGUUUAGCAUAAUUAAUAGUGGGACGAUAUUUGUGCGUUUGUGUUACCGUAAAAAGGGAAGUUUAUGUUGCUGUAAAUUACAAUUUCACAGCUUUUGGAUGAUACAAAAUGUCUUAUUUUUGGAACGAUAGGCCAAAUUCUGGCAAGCGCCCGAUAAAUUACAGAGUUUCCAACAAAUUUUCUGAACAUGACAACCGGAACGCAUUCCAGAAUCAUGGAGUUUAUUUUGGCGAUGGUCAAAACACACGCCAUCUUGGCCGGAACUUGAUAGAUCCCCAUCUUCGUCUUCAUAGUACAGGUAAAGAUUUCUUAAAGCAUUUGGGGCGCGAAGUAACCGAUUACAGCUACAACUCUACAUACAACAAAUCGUAUCUGGGAAGAGACACAGAGGAACCUCCGAGAUGUCGUAGAUUCCCUAAAUCACUUCAACCAGCAGAGCAGGGAACCAUUCCAUUGUCAACAACAACAACAGCCUGGUUACCGUCUGCAGCACCCCAGCACAAAACAGACACACAGGUUUUGGCAGUGAGCCAAGAACCGUUUCUAAAGCAUAAUCCGUGGAAAUAUUCUUACCACUCAAAGAGAAAUGUUUAUCCACCAUAUGAACGUCGGUCCGAACCCAUCAUAGACAAUAUGUUUAACAGAUACGGAGCCGCUUUUAAUUCUAGUUCAAAUUUCAAUUCUACUGGAUUCAGUGGACUUAGUGGUCUUGAAACAACUGGUUGUAGUUAGGUUAUUAAUAUGUAUCUUUGUUUUUGUUUAAUUUUUUCGUUUAAAAAAUCUUAUUGUUAAGUCAAAUGUUAAGUGACUCAUGACUGAUACAUGGAAUUGUUUAACUGUUGUAUGUUGUAAAAUAUCAAGUAUUAACAAAACA
This is a messenger RNA of Ruditapes philippinarum (Manila clam), 1224 nucleotides long. RefSeq lists its product as uncharacterized. The transcript has 3 exons. Lineage: Eukaryota; Metazoa; Mollusca; Bivalvia; Venerida; Veneridae. The coding region runs from base 459 to 1082 and encodes 207 amino acids. The record is from RefSeq and is a predicted model, not a curated record.